Molecule: messenger RNA, 7303 nt
Organism: Terrapene triunguis (Three-toed box turtle)
Lineage: Eukaryota; Metazoa; Chordata; Testudines; Emydidae
Product: A-kinase anchor protein 11
Exons: 12
Coding region: 88-5763 (1891 amino acids)
Biological process (GO): intracellular protein localization
Cellular component (GO): cytoplasm
Molecular function (GO): protein kinase A binding
Source: RefSeq, a predicted model, not a curated record
GUGUGACAUGGCUGCGGGCGCCGGACGCUGCGGAGUCAGGUAUUUUUGAGCUGACUUUCUUCCAUGACUACUAAAAUCAAUUAAACCAUGGAUACUUAUACCAGGGCCCGAAGCAGUCAAAGAAAGCCUAAAGUGUCAAUGAAAAAGGAUUUCACUGAUGGUGUACUACGCUCUGUGAAAUCAUUGCUACAGAGCAGAAAAGAAUUAUGUAACGUGUCCGCUGAAGACUGUUUAAGGCAGGAGGAACAGGACAAUUUUAUUGAGAUCACAUUUCUAGGUUUUGCUGGAGAGACAGAUGCUGCUCAUAUGCAGGAAUUGGCUGCUGUUUCUGUAGAGCUCCCAGAUGUUCUGAAAUCACUCCAUUUCUGUAGUCUAAAUGAAAAUGAAGUUAUUUUUCUAAAGGAUAUAAAUAAACCCAUGGAAACCAGCGAUGUCUCUAAACAUCAGGUAAAAUUCCUAAUCCUUUUUAUAAGCUAUUUUAGUCCCAGGAUAUUAGAGACACAAGGUACAACCUAUACUACUAAGAAUCUCCGGGAUGCUGCUUCACAGACCAUCCCUGCUCAUUGUUUAGAAGCUAUUGACUCAAAGAUCAUUGUGAGCUCUGGGCGUCGAAAAUCAUCUGCCAAAUCUUCUGCUUCUCUGAUAAAUAUCUUGGGACUUAAAGAACUGUCUUCAUCUGUAAAGAAUUCAGUCACAACCUCUAUUUCUGAUCCUUGGAUACAGAGGAGUUUUUACAAGCCAUGUAAUUCCUCUGAUCAACAUGUUAAUGUUUUGCAUAAAACAUUGUUUUCUUCCUCUCCUGCUGAAUCAUCUGAGUCAGAUUGCUCCAGCCCUAGCCCUGUUAUCUUCUUAGAUGAAGAAGGGUAUCAAAAAAGCUUGAAGGCAAAACUUCAGCUACCAAAAAUUCCAGUAGUGAAAGAUGGUAUAGAGGACUCAGACUCAGAAGUAAGUGAAUUUUUUGAUAGUUUUGAUCAGUUUGAUGAACUGGAACAGACUCUGGAAAGUACUUGUAAACUUAUAAGGGAUCCCAUCCUUGGUAACCCACCCCAGAAGAGAAAGAUUGCCCUUGAACAAUUGUAUUCUAAAACUACUACUAUGAAUCCUCAAAAAUUCAAGUUUGAUCGUCCCACUCUUCCAGCCAAUGUAAGGAAGCCAACUCCUCGUAAACCAGAAUCGCCCUAUAGCAACCUCUUUGAUGUUCCAGACUCCCCUCGGCCAGUGAAAACAGGAGAAGACAAUGGAAGUUUGUUCAGCCCUAUAAGAUCAUCAGCUUUCAGCCCACUAGGGAACUGUGCUUCAACUGAAUGUCUUUGUCGGAUGGAUAUCAAUGGAGAUGGGCUUAAUCAAAAUCAUGAUACACUUUAUAGUGAAUAUUCAGAUUAUGCAAACAGUGUUUCAUUUGAAAUACUGGGUUCUGUUUUUCAUUCUCCGUCUACAUCACUACAGAAACAUGCUGAAAACAUUUCCAGCCUUAAUAGGAUUGUCUCAAAAGAGGGAAAAGGUCAAAAUGCAGAACUCCAGAGGAAAACUUCUGACGAGCCAGAUAAGAAAGUUAAAUCUAAACACAAAUCACUAAUGAUUAAAGACAGCAUACAAAAAUUUGCAACAGAACUGGUUGAAAAAAGUUUUGGUAGUGCAUUUAAAGACUUACAAAAAGGAGUUUCUUCAUGCACCAAUGCACUGUGUCACUUGGCUGCUAGAUUGACUUCUUCAGUCUUUCAAAUGGCUUUUUAUGAGAUAGGAAGGCGGCGAGCCUUGUCACUGAAGGAACGUGCCAUUAAUGGGCUAGCAAGCUUUAUGGUCAGUGAAGCUAUAACAAGUGCUUUAAAAGAAAUGCGAUACGUAAAGAAACAAAUAUUUACUAACACAGUUGCAAGAUUUGCAGCAGACCUCACUGAGGAACUUAUUUUUGAGGGAAUCAUGGAAGUCUGCCAGUUUUCACAUCCAUCAACACCAACGACUGCACGGGAUUGGCCCUUUGAUUAUGAAGACAAAGUAGUGAGAUCAUAUGCCAAAGAUUUGUCUGAAUCUGUCAUUCAGGAAGCUUUCAUUGAAUUAUCCCAGGUUGAUGUUACCUUCACAACGCAAGCAGCAAUUAGUGUUUCCAUGGACAACAUAAAAUAUGUAAGUGCAGAAAGUACAUUGCAGUCAACACAGACUACCACUACUUUUCCUAAUUUUCAUGAUAAUGCACUUUUAGCAUUGAAUCCAAUACAAGAAACUGGAAAAGAAUAUACUGUACAACAAGCCUUGUUUUGUACUUCUGGUGUUGUAAGUUCAAUACCAGUGCCCUUAGCUGGAACAGCACUUUGUCAACAUCAGACUUCAUCUGAUGUUUAUAAGGCAAAAGUAUGGACUUGUCCGACAGCAGAUGGCAGUCUGAAAAUGUACAAAGACGCUACACAGCCAUAUUUUACAACAAAAAAGAGAGAAGAGGAAGUGGCUUCUCUUAGAAAUAUUUACCUGACUGCAGAUCACAGUGAAAGUAGUGGGCAAUGUUUUUUUAACCAGAAUGAUUUCAAACAAACAAACAACAAUCCCGGAGUGAAUAAUAUUUCAGAUUUAACAACUGGGCCAACAAGCAUCAACAGUUUCUCUGGAACAAUGGUAGAUAUGAUAGUAAAUGAGGCGUAUGAAGCAAUAACCUCAUCUGGGGUUACCAAAACAGUGGAGGAAUAUACAGAUUUUGUAACUAGAAAAACACCUCGUUGUCAGCGUGUUGGUGGAGAUAUCCCUAAGAAUACUUUUGCUGAUCAUUUGUCCAAGUAUAUUGUAAAACAGUCUGUAGAUGAAACUAAAUCUAUAUUCUCCCACACAAAUGAGACUGUAGAAUGUAAUGGAGGCUUACAGAUGAACACAGAUAACUGUAAAAAAGAACUGCGUAGUGCAGUAAAGAAACAAGAAUCUGAGAAUCACAGAUGUGUUCCUAUAAUUGUGGAACCGCAACAGCUGCCUCUGAAUAACCCACCUAAUUUUCUUGUUACGUCAGUUGACUCUGCUCAGUGUUUACUUUCAGUACCUAAAGAUUGUGUUCAGGAACGUAAAGGAAAUGAAGUACGUAGGUUUUCUUCAAGCACUCCACCUCCUUGUCCUACUGUGACUCUCGCUAGGUGUAAUGUAGAAGAGUUUACUGAUUCAGGAAGCUGUUCAAUAAAAUCCCAAAGUAAACUAUUGAAAAAACAUGAUAUGCAAAAAACAACGCUAGCUCCUUCAGCUUUUGGGCAGGAGAGCUGUUUUCUACAUGCAAGUAACCUUUCUUUGGUGAUGUUUGGCUGUGAAGAUUCUUUGCAGAUGGAAGAUAAAUCAAGCAUCAGAGAUGGAAAUGUCUGUGCAGUACCUGAUACACCACCACCAACUCCUUUAGUACCAUCUCAGACUAGUUCUGAAUGGAACCUAAGGAAGCUAACCAAGAAACUCAAGGGAGAAUUAGCAAAGGAGUUUGCACCUGCGACACCACCUUCUACACCCUAUAACUCAUCUGCUGCUGCCUUGUCUGCAACUGAACAUGACUCCUUGGAAAAGGAAGAGUUUAUGCUGAAACUCAUGCGAUCACUUUCUGAAGAAGUUGAAAGCAGUGAAGACGAAGAACACUCUGAAAUGCUUGUGGAGAAAACUGAACAUUCAGAGAAAACAGUACAGUAUGCUGAUCAUUUAGCUGGUCAUAUCAUUUCUAUGGCAACUGAAAUGGCUGCUUCCCAUUUAGAUGAUAAAACAAUUAAAAGAGAAGCUGACAGACACUGCCAAUUAAAUGCACAAAACAAAAUAUGUGGGUAUACUGCCUUUAUAAAUAUCCCAGAAGAAACUUUACAUUCGUUGUGGAAUUAUGCAGGUGAUAUGGCUGGAAAGGUUAUCAGUGAGGCUAAGAAGAUGAUAAAAUCAAGGCAUUGCAAGCUGCUGAGGUUGAAGCGGGUUAACUGUCAUGUAGAUUGUCUUUCUCUCAGAAAAGAUGAUAGAGACUGUAGGUCAAAAGAGGGGUGGUGUCCGGUAGUAAACCAGUGGUCCAGAGAGGUAGAUUCAUCCGUACUUUCUUUACCUCAGAGUUUAGGAACAACCAGUCUGACUUACAGGUAUCCAAGCUGUGAGAGCGUGACCGAUGAAUAUGCAGAUCACAUCAUUCGAGUUCUGAAAAGGGAAGGUGGCAACAGUGAGUUAAUAGUGGAUCAGUAUGCUAGUAGACUUGCUUAUAGAUCUAUAAAAUCAGGCCUACAACAAGCUGCCAGGAAAAUCAAACUGACAUACAACAGAAGAAUAUUUCCUGUACAGAACACACAGGUAAAUGGUAGGCUUGAGCUGUUCAAAAUAUUGAACAAAGAUAUGGAUACAAAAUGGCAAAUGAAAAGUGGUGUUCAUAGGUGUGGAGGCCAAGCCUGUGAAAUAAACAAUGUACACAGAACUGAAGGUACAGAGUUGUUACAUUUUUCUGAAUCCCUUGCUCAUCGUAUAACAUGUGAUGUCAGAAGAAAACUGAAAAUGUCAGCAGUUUGCUUGCCAAAAUCCUUAACAGAUUCCUGUCUGUAUAGAAAAUCUAAAUUUGAUGAAGCCACAGGGGACCGCCUUAAAACAACACUGUCUAAAACGGUUCUUCCUUUCUCACAAAAACAUAAACUGUAUCAUAGCACAGGCAAUUUAAAUGAAUAUGGCUACCGAGAAGGCAUCAUUCAAGCUAUAGAAGAGUAUGCUAGAAAAGUAGUGGAUGACACCUUAGAAAUGAGUUUGGAGUCUGCUGUUCUCCAAGCUGCUGAAAACAGAAAAAAUGGGGAUAGAUUCACUUACACAGAAAAGUUGUCUCCAUUUUCUGGAACAGCCUGCAGAUACUGUAGUAUGAAGGAAUAUCAGUAUUGUACUGGAAGUUCAUCUCCACACCUGCCUGGACAAGAACCCCUCCCUAGAAUCAGGCAGAUCCCCAAUUCAGGGUUGGGUGGUGUCUGUCAAAAAUCAAGAAUUUUUCACCUUGAUAUUCCCAAAAUUCACAUUGACAUGGAACAGAAGACAGUAUUUUCUGAGAAGGUGGUUGGUGCAGCUAUUGAGAAAGCAGAGAGAGAGCUGAGUAACACAAGUCUGACAGCUGAUAGUGGUAUUGGACAUGGUGGAGUCAGCUUUGCUGAAAGCCUUACUACAGAAAUAAUGACUUCAGCUAUGACUAAUAUUGGUCAGGCUGUUAACAUAAGUUCUAUGGGAAGAGAAGGGUUUCACUCAGCUGAAUCUAUAGUUAGCCAGCAGAUGAGUCUCAGUAUUGGUGAUGAUAGCACUGGCAGCUGGUCCAAUCUAAGCUUUGAAGAUGAACAUCCCGAUGAGAGCAGCAGUUUCCUCCACCUCAGUGACAGUAAUGGUAACAGCAGUAGCUGGAGCAGUCUUGGUUUAGAAGGAGAUAUGUAUGAGGAGAAUUUAUCCUUUCCAACAUCAGACAGUGAUGGAACAGAAGAUAAAGAUGAAGACCCCAAGGAUGUUGUAGAAGGUGUGGGGCAGGUAGGAAAGGCAUUGCUAAUAGUGAAUGUUGACAUGGAACCACAUAUGGUGGACCCCCAGCUGAGAACGACCCUGCAGUGGCUGGCGGCUUCUGAAACAGAGGUGUCUGAGCUUCGUUUUCAUGACACUGCUACGAAGGAAUUCAUUCUCCUUUCAAAAAGACUGAGAGAGAGAGACUGGAAAGUGGGAGAUCUCUUGCAAGCAGUGCUGAAAUACUGUGAAAUGAUGGAGAAGAUGUCUGAUGGGGAUAGACUUCUGAAUAAACCUUUAUUUGGCUGGCUUCUGGAAAAUGUCUGAAAAAUCCAAAGACCCAAUAUUCUUCCCUUCAUUUCUCCUUUAGAAGGAGACAUGAAGGACAAAGAUGUAUAGUGUUAAAAUUUAACUGACAAAUGGUCUAUUAACUGUCAGCAUUUUAAGAGACUUUGGGGUGAAAGUAAAUAUAGCUGUUCUGUAAGUAUUUUGUGACACUGUGUACGGUAUGUUUAUCCAGUGCAUAUCUUCAUAAUUGAUAUCAGGGUAUUGUGUCCAUCCACGCAUAUUUGUAUAUACUGCUGUGUUCAGACUAUAGAAUGUGUAUGAAGAAAGAUCUUGUCCAUGGACAAUAGUUGACAGGUGAUAAAACAGGAUAUACAGGGAUUCCCACUGUAUUGGUAUAGUUGUUUAUAAUUGGAGGCAUACUAUAUUAAUAGCAUUAUUAAGUUUGAAUUGCUAAAGAAACAUGUUUCAAUUUUACAUGCAACCAUUUUUAUUGCAAAUUCUAUGUUUUGAAGCAUUUUGAUAUGUUGGUAUGACAUAUUAAUGCAUUAGAAAUAGUAAGUACUUGUUGGAGAUUUUCCUCUUGGAAUUUUGUCGUCUUUUCAGAAAAACAGUUUCUUAUCCCUAAUCCUCCACAUAUAAAUGAUUUUUGUGUCACAAAUUGAUCUUCUGAAUAAGGACCACUUUAAAAUAGUAACUUUUCUUAAAAUAUAAAGAGAGAAAAGUUUUGUAAAUUGGUUGUCAUUUUUCUUCAAUACCUUUUGCUAAAAUUCUUGUUUUAAAGGAAGCCAUUCAAUCAAGUCUUUUAACAAAUGGAACUGUGAGGUUGGUUACUAAUGCUGUCUAGUUGUCCUAUGGUUGAAGGGUUUGUCUGUGUCUUUACAUGCCUAUUGGUUUGUAAGUGCUAAUAGUUAAUCAUCUUGUUUUGUUUUACAGACCCUUUAGGAGAUAAAGUGCUCCCUGACGAAUACCAGGAUGCUAUCUCAAAAGUGAUGUCACUGCAAGAGAAUCAUGGGGCCUUAUCUGUUUUGGGUGGCUGUAGGAAUUUAAACAGCCAGCUGACUUUAAAGGACUGUAGCUGUUUAAAUCACCAAAUUUAGAACCAGAUCCUAGGAAGUUGAGAACUUACAAUGGAAAUUGCAUAUGCUCAGCAACUCUCACAAUUUCAUCUUUGGUUACAGAUAAAGGUCCAUGCAUAUAGCUGGUGAGCCCACCAGCACUUUCCUUGCAGUGCCAUUGUGCUUUGAAAAAGUAUGUGAGUGCUCAUCUUUUAGCCAUUACAGUAAUCUAUAAAAAGACCACCCCCUGCCAACAUUGGAAUGUGGUUAAGAUAAAGGUCCUUCUUCAAACCAAACUGAAAGAUGACUUAACUUUUAAGGGGAGUCCUCUUUUGUGUGUGUGAGAGUGAGUGUGUGUGUGUAUGUAUGUAUGUAUGUAUUUGUAUAAUAUAUAUAAAAAAAUUGAUGUAUACAACCUAGACCACUGACACCAGUUUAAAUUUCCAGUUUCUUAUGUCUGCUCAGGUACUGUUACCUGAGUUUAAUUUCAUGUUGCUGUAUCAUCUCAUUAAUUGAAAAAACAA